Ascoidea rubescens DSM 1968 is the source of this 697-nucleotide messenger RNA. RefSeq lists its product as uncharacterized. The record is from RefSeq and is a predicted model, not a curated record. The transcript has a single exon. Lineage: Eukaryota; Fungi; Ascomycota; Saccharomycetes; Ascoideales; Ascoideaceae. The coding region runs from base 86 to 604 and encodes 172 amino acids.
CAGAUGAAUCGUUAAAGCUCAACCAGACAAUCGCUAUUCUCUCACAUCAUUAAUAAUUCCUGCAAUAAUUUUAGGUUAUUUAGUAAUGAGAGAAUUGUUGAAGGAAUAUAAGAAAAACUUUUUAUUUUUCAAUCUUCUUUUUAACGAGUUAUUCAUUUACUCUAUAAUAAAAAGGGUAAUUCCAGAUGCUGUCGCGCUAUUAAUUUUACGUUUUCUUUCUAUUAUAUUCUUCCCCAUCAUUGCCAUAUUCCAGAUCUUUUGCAAAAGAAAACCUGCUGUUUCUUCUGUUUUUGAAUAUAAUGAUUUACUUAUCAGCGAGAUCAAUCAAGAAACUAAUCCAAUAGGUAAUGAGCAAAUUGUCAACACACUUAGAAAAAUGAUUUCUAAUUGGUGUGUAAUCGAAAUCGAUUUCAACGAUCUUCACGAGCUAAGUAUUUCUUUAAAUAGAAUUAGUGAUUAUUUAUUUGGUGUUCCUGCGAUAGUUGUUGUGAGUGAGGCUAUCAAAAAAUUUGCAAAAAAAAACCCAACAGCCCUUCCAAAAACGUUUCUACAAAAGGCAAAAAAAUUUAAACAAAUAAUCACCAAGAACCAUAUUUUUAUCUAAGGUUUUAUUAUACAAGACACUAAUAUAGAUAUAGCAACAAAACUCACGAAAGCCACGUUUAGGGAGCUGAACAAUAAUUCAAGUCAGAUUUCU